Molecule: messenger RNA, 1527 nt
Organism: Aspergillus sclerotioniger CBS 115572
Lineage: Eukaryota; Fungi; Ascomycota; Eurotiomycetes; Eurotiales; Aspergillaceae
Gene: bfr1
Product: putative nuclear segregation protein (Bfr1)
Exons: 3
Coding region: 1-1527 (508 amino acids)
Biological process (GO): intracellular mRNA localization
Cellular component (GO): nuclear outer membrane-endoplasmic reticulum membrane network; ribonucleoprotein complex; endoplasmic reticulum
Molecular function (GO): mRNA binding
Source: RefSeq, a predicted model, not a curated record
AUGGCCGCUGACGCCAAAUCCGCUCCUGCUACGGAGCAGAAGGUUAAGCCAGCCAAACCCAACGAGGAGACGUUCAAGGCCGAUCUCGCCCAGGCCGAGAAGGAGCAUGCUGCCGUUCAGCAGAAAUUGACUGAAGUCAAGGCCAAGAUCGAGAUCGCCAAGCCCAACAACCAGGACUCGCCCGCCGCGAAGAGACAGCAGGAGCUCCGCGCCGAGCUGUCCUCGAUCCGUCAAAAACAGCAGGGUUUCAAAGCUUCCCGGUCCAGCACCCAGGAGAAGAUCAAUGCCCUGGACGCUACGCUCAAGGCUCGCAUUGCCGAGCAAAACAACUCGCGCACGCGCAUGUCGUUUAAGAAUGUCGAGGAGCUCGACCGCGAAAUUGCGCGCCUCGAGAAGCAGGUCGACUCCGGUACUCUCCGCCUUGUCGAUGAGCGUAAGAUCCUUUCCGACAUCUCGAACAUGCGCAAGCAGCGCAAGAACUUUGCUGGCUUGGAUGAAGCCCAGAAGGUGAUCAACGAUCUGAAGACCCAGAUCGCUUCUCUCAAGAAGACCCUCGACAACCCCGAGGCCAAGGAGCUCAGUGAUAAGUACUCUGAGAUCCAGAAGGAACUGGAUGCUAUUAAGGCAGAGCAGGAUAGUGCCUUCAAGAACCUCAACGCCCUGAGGGACGAGCGCACUAAGCUGCACGGUGAACAGCAACAAAAGUGGACUGCUAUCCGGGAAAUCAAAGAUACCUACUAUAAGGCCCGCAAGGCCUACAAGGAGUACGAGGAUGAGGCUUGGAGAGUCCGCCGCGAGAAGCAGAAGGCCCAGCGCGACGCUUUCGAGCGCGAGAAGCGCAAGAAGAUCGCGGACAAGAAGCUGGAGGAGGCGUCUCGUCUUGCUUACACCGACGAGAUCCUUACUGGUCAGGGUCUUAUCCGUCACUUCAACCCCGCCUACGACUUCGCCUCCCUCGGUCUGGACGAUAAGAAGGACCAGGGCUCCAACUUCCGCGCCGAGGUCGGCCGUACUGUGGAGGAAUCUGCAAUCAAGGGCAUGAAGGUCCUCAAGAAGGAUGACACUGAGGACUACUUCGUCGGAACUGGUGGCAAGAAGGGUAAGAAGGGCAAGAAGGGCGCCAACGGCAGCCCCGCCCCCAGCGCUCAGGCGGAGACCAAGUUCAACCUUAACGUUGGCGUGAUCGAGGAUUUCGCCAAGGUCAAGAUUGACCCUCCCAUGAACCAGUCGGAUGUUCCUGCUGUUAUUGAGAAGCUUGCUGCCAAGAUCACCGAGUGGAAGAAGAACCAGGCUUCCAAAACGGAGGAGAACAUCAAGAAGGCACAGGAGGAGAUUGCCCGCCUUGAGGCGGAAGAGACGGCCGCUGCCAACGGUGACCGUGCCACUGAUGCUGCCAAGAAGCCCGCCGUCAAGAACAGUGGUGUCAACGGCAAGGUCUCCGCUGACGCUGAACUCAAGCAGGAGACCGACGCUGUUGCCGACGUGUCCGAGGAGCUCCAGAAGGCCACCGUCGAGGACCAGGCCUAA